Messenger RNA from Mercenaria mercenaria, 4387 nucleotides. Its product is annotated as lon protease homolog, mitochondrial. The coding region runs from base 11 to 3073 and encodes 1020 amino acids. NCBI's taxonomy places the organism in Eukaryota, Metazoa, Mollusca, Bivalvia, Venerida, Veneridae. Gene Ontology annotation, cellular component: mitochondrial matrix. The transcript is spliced from 22 exons. Gene Ontology annotation, molecular function: ATP hydrolysis activity; single-stranded DNA binding; ATP binding. The record is from RefSeq and is a predicted model, not a curated record. Gene Ontology annotation, biological process: mitochondrion organization; protein catabolic process; chaperone-mediated protein complex assembly.
GUCAGCCUCCAUGCGAACACAUUUGACGAGUCGGCAAAAGUUAACUGUUUUUGCUAGUUCCUUAUGGAAACAUAAUUUAUGUGCAGCUCUGAACAAUAAUAAUUUCAAAAACACUGUAUGUUGCCACUGUUGUCAUAAUACUUUGACCUCAAGUAAAGCCAAAAAUCUCAGUGAACUUCAGUCGACAUUGCACGUGAACAGACGUAAGAAAGUACUUUCUGCGAGAUCAUAUUCUGCAGUGGGCAGAUCUGAUGUUCUUAAUGUUUCACUGACGAAAAGACACGAGCAAAAAUUAUCUGUUAAAGAUCAGGGCUUGAACCAUAAUCAGAUUGCUCAUUUUAGCAGUAAUGUUCCAUCAGGAGUUCAUGGGUCUGCAGGGGAUGAAGGUGAUGAUGACAAUGAUGAGGCAGAACCAGAACUUACAACAGAUGAAACAACACCAGUUACGAAUUAUCCAAUGGGUGCCCUUACAACAAUGGCUGCCCCAGAUGUGUUUCCUAAUGUACCAGUGAUUGCCAUUAAUCGGAACCCACUAUUUCCACACUUUGUGAAACAAAUAGUUGUAAAUGACCAAAGAUUAAUUGAUGUGAUACAGCGGAAAGUGAGAUUAAACUUGCCAUAUGCUGGUGUGUUUUUAAAAAAAGAUGAUAAUAAUGAAAGUGAUGUUGUUGAGAACUUGUCAGAUGUCUACAAUGUUGGUAGUUUUGUACAGAUUACUGAAAUGCAGUCAUUUGAAGAUAAGCUCAGAAUGACAGUAAAGAGUCUUAGAAGAAUAUCCAUAUUAAAACAACUACAGGAACCAGACAUUGGUGAUGAUUUAGAAGCAGUAACAAAACAUCUAGCAAACCAGUUAAAAACGCGGUCUGUAAGAAUGACAAGAAAAGAAAGAAGGAAUAGUCGCUUAAAGAAAGAAGAUGAUGUUGAUGUUACUUCAGAUUGUACAGAAAAUAUUCCUGAUGCAGUUGAUACAGAUAAUAUAAAAGAUUUAUUUACACCUAAAGAAGAGAUGUUAGAUCCACAGGAACCAGUUCUCAUGGUUGAAACAGAAAAUGUAAAACAUGAACCUUUCAAAAGGAAUGAUGAAAUAAAGGCUUUGACUGCUGAAGUUUUGCAGACAAUCCGAGAGAUUAUUGUGAUGAACCCUUACUUCAGGGCACAUAUACAGUUAGAAGUUGGUGCAAGGGUGAUGGAAAAUCCUGUCUUCUUAAGUGAUCUUGGUGCUGCAAUGUCCACAGCCGAACCUGAAGAUUUACAGAAAGUUAUGGAGGAACGAAAUAUUCAUCAAAGACUUUCACUGACACUAGACUUGGUAAAGAAAGAACUUGCAGUGAGUAAGCUACAGCAGAAGAUUGGACGAGAGGUUGAAGAGAAAGUGAAAAAACAUCACAGAGAAUAUAUGUUACGUGAACAAUUGAAAGUGAUCAGAAAGGAACUUGGUGUUGAGAAAGAUGAUAAAGAUGCUGUGGAGGAGAAAUUCAGGGAGAGGCUCAAGGACCUGGUUGUUCCAGAACAUGUGAUGACUGUGAUUGAAGAAGAACUCAACAAACUUGCUACACUGGAUAACCAUUCUUCAGAAUUUAAUGUUACCAGGAAUUACCUAGACUGGUUAACCAUUCUUCCAUGGGGAAAAUAUAGUGAGGAAAAUUUGGAUCUGAAACAGGCUAAAGAUAUACUGGAGGAAGAUCACUAUGGCAUGGAAGAUGUGAAAAAGAGAAUAUUGGAAUUUAUUGCAGUUAGUCAUUUAAAGGGAAGUACACAAGGCAAGAUUCUAUGUUUUCAUGGUCCUCCAGGAGUGGGAAAAACCAGUAUUGCCAAAUCUAUUGCCAGAGCUUUAAAAAGAGAGUAUUUCCGAUUCAGUGUUGGUGGAAUGACAGAUGUUGCAGAGAUCAAAGGUCAUCGUCGUACAUAUGUUGGCGCUAUGCCAGGAAAAAUGAUCCAGUGUUUGAAGAAAACAAAAAGAGAAAAUCCACUGGUGCUUAUUGAUGAGGUAGACAAAAUUGGCAAGGGUUACCAAGGUGAUCCAGCAUCGGCCUUGUUAGAAUUACUGGAUCCUGAACAGAAUGCCAACUUCCUCGAUCACUAUCUGGAUGUGAAUGUUGAUCUAUCAAAGGUACUGUUCAUCUGUACAGCCAAUAUUACAGAUACAAUACCAGAACCAUUGAAAGAUAGGAUGGAACUUAUAGAUCUCUCGGGAUAUGUUGCUGAGGAGAAAUUGGCUAUUGCUGAGAGGUACCUUGUACCACAAGCUGAAGAACAUUCCGGUGUCAGAGCUGACCAGGUGACAAUAUCCCAGGAUGCCAUGCAGGAGCUUAUAAAGAGUUACUGUCGAGAAAGUGGUGUGAGAAACCUUCAGAAGCAUAUAGAAAAGAUAUAUAGAAAAGCUGCAUUAAAGAUAGUUUCAGAAGGUAUUUCUAGCACUGCUGUCACCAUGGAUAGUUUACAAGACUAUGUUGGCAAACCACUAUUCACAAGGGAGAGAAUGUAUGAUGUUACACCACCUGGUGUUGUGCCCGGGUUAGCAUGGACUUCUAUGGGUGGAUCAACACUCUACAUAGAAACUGUAAUGAAGAAGGCAGUUGACCUUGAGAACAAAGAAUCAGGGGACCUUGAGGUCACAGGUAACCUUGGAAAUGUGAUGAAGGAGAGCAUACAACUAGCAUACACAUUUGCUAAAUCUUAUCUUAACAAACUAAAUCCUGAAAACAAGCUUUUAGAGAAGGCUCAUGUACAUCUUCAUGUACCAGAGGGAGCAACACCAAAAGAUGGACCAAGUGCUGGGUGUACUAUAGUAACAGCUUUAUUGUCACUGGGCCUCAACAAGCCCUGUCGACAAGAUCUUGCUAUGACGGGUGAAAUAUCCCUGACUGGCAAGGUAUUGCCUAUAGGUGGAGUGAAAGAAAAAGUUAUAGCUGCAAAGAGAGCUGGAAUGAAGUGUGUUAUUCUGCCAGAAGAAAAUCGUAAAGACUUUUCUGAUUUACCAGAAUUUAUUGCACAAGGAAUCGAAGUUCAUUAUGCGGACACAUAUGCUGAUAUAUUUAGUGUUGUCUUUCCUGAUAUUACUCCGACCAGCUGAUGUUUGCCAAAAGGAACUAGUUUGAAUAAUUAAUCCCCCACCACAAGUGGUGGGGGGUUAUAGGAAUAGUCUCCGUUCGUCCAUCCUUCCGUCUGUCCGUAACACUUUAGUGUCCGCUCCAUAUUUCCUAAACCCCUUGAAGGAUUUUCAUGAAACUUGGGUCAAAUGAUCACCUCAUCCAGACGAUGUGCAGAACCCAUGAGUCAGCCUUGUUGGCUCAAGAUCAAAGGUUUAAGCCUUCCAUUUUGUGUCCGCUGUGUAUCUCCUAAACCCCUGGUAGGAAUUUUAUAAACUUGGGUCAAAUGAUCACCUCAUCAAGACGAUUUGCAGAACCCAUGAGUCAACUAUGCAGGCUCAAGGUCAAGGUCACAACUUAGGGUGAAAGGUUUGAGCCUUCUAUUUUGUGUCCACUCUAUAUCUCCUAAACCCCUUGAAGGAUUUUCAUCAAACUUGUGUCAAAUGAUCACCUCAUCAAGGCGAUAUGCAGAACUUAUGAGUCAGCCAUGCCUGCUCAAGGUCAAGGUCACAACUUAGGGUCAAAGGUUUGAGCCUUCUAUUUUGUGUUCACUCUGUAUCUCCUAAACCCCUUGAAGGAUUUUCAUCAAACUUGGGUCAAAUGAUCACCUCAUCAAGAACUCAUGAGUCAGCCAUGUCAACUCAUGGUCAAGGUCAAAGGUUAGAGCUCUGUAUCUCCUAAACCCUUUGAAGGAUUUUCAUGAAACUUGGGUCAAAUGAUCACUUCAUCAAGACGUUGUGCAGAAUUUAUGAGUCAGCCAUGUCAGUUCAAGGUCAAGGUCACAGCUAUAUAUACACUUUCACUAUCCAUAGCAGUGACGGGGGAUUUAGCUGUCUUUCAGACUGCCUUGUUACAUGUUAAUAGGGUCUCGCCAUUGGGCACAAUUCCAGACCAUCAGUCUGUCCAAACACAGUAGAAGAUCUGAUGUAACACAAACGUGUUUCAGAUAUGCACUUUUUUACAGGGCUUAACAUUUUCCUCUAAUUUUGAAGAAAUAUGAAUCUGUAACAAAUAUUUAUAAUUGUGCUAUAUGUGCACAUUGUAAAUGGCUGUAUUGUCUAUGGCAGUGGUCAAAAGGGUCAGAUGAUACACUUGCAAAGUAAUUGCCACAACACUGGUGUAUACAUUGCCCAGUUUCAAAUCUUUAUUUUCAAAGGGGUAUGAUGAUAUAUGAUUUUCCAGUUUUAAUUAGGCUUUAUUAUAGCAUUGGAAACACCAUUAUGAUUUGAAUUUUACACCCGCUAUUCUUCCAUUAGUACAUGUAUUAUAAACAAAGAAUAAACACAGUUGCAAACUGA